AUGAUCAUGGUGAGGGAUUUCAACUACUUUCCUGACCGGGGCAUCUACGUAGACGAGGAGACAGAUCACCUGUCGGCGCACCUCUUCUUCCUCAGAGGCCAAAAGUGGCGGUCUCUGCGCCAGCAGCUGACGCCCACCUUCACGUCGGGAAAAAUGCGCGCCAUGUUCGGCAUAGUGCGCGACUGUGCUCGUAUCAUGGUUGACGUCAUACCCUCGGGCAGAGAUGUGGAAGUCCGCGAGCUGAUUGCCCGCUACUCUACUGACGUCAUCGCUUCCUGCGCCUUUGCCAUCGACGUUGACAAUGGAAAUAAGACUCUGACGACCAAGGAGAUGGCAGCACAGGCGUGGGUGUUCUUCCUCGGGGGGUUCGAGACCUCUUCCACCACCGUAAGCUUCUGCCUGUACGAGCUCUCUAGACGUCCAGAUAUCCAGAAGAAACUGCAAGAAGAAGUUGAUGACGUAAUGAGAAAGACCAACGGUGAUGUGACGUAUGAUGAUAUAAUGACCAAGAUGCCAUACAUAGAAGAGGUGGUAAACGAAACCCUCCGUAUGUAUCCACCCGGUGCAGUUCUGAAUCGCGAGGUGGUGCAGGAUUACAAGCUGCCAGAAUAUGACUGUGUCUUGGAGAAGGGAACUAAGGUGAUUAUUCCAGUCAUGGGACUCCAUUAUGACAGGAAGUACUUUCGAAACCCCGAGGAAUUCGAUCCGGAGCACUUUUCAGUGGAGCAGAAGGCAUCCAGGCAUCCCUACAGCUAUCUGCCGUUUGGCCAAGGGACACGCAUAUGCAUCGCAUUGCAGGACUUCGCCAAAGAUGCUCUUAGAUUCUACCUGGACAGUAUCACAAAUACUUCACGUAUAUUUGGCUACUCUUCAGGUGAGAGAAUACCUGAGAUGACCGUCGUAUGUGUGGCAGAAUUUAGUUUUGUUUAG
Messenger RNA from Schistocerca piceifrons (Central American locust), 930 nucleotides. Its product is annotated as probable cytochrome P450 6a14. The coding region runs from base 1 to 930 and encodes 309 amino acids. Lineage: Eukaryota; Metazoa; Arthropoda; Insecta; Orthoptera; Acrididae. The transcript is spliced from 4 exons. Gene Ontology annotation, molecular function: monooxygenase activity; heme binding; oxidoreductase activity, acting on paired donors, with incorporation or reduction of molecular oxygen. The record is from RefSeq and is a predicted model, not a curated record.